CGGAUCUUCAGCAGUGCAGUAGGCGUGCAGCGUUGCGGUCUGCGACCACUCUCCAGAAAACUUCUGACAAGGCUCGUAGAGACUUGGCCAUGUACAAUGCAAAUGACACGGACACCGAUCCCUGGAAAUGGUUCUGCAGUGAUAAUGCCUCCCUCUGGCAAAGCGAUGAAGCUCUUCGGACAGUCUGCCUUGUGGAUGCCGUCAAGUUCAUUCUUCAGACUUCCUGUUUCACCCUGUUAUCACUCACCCUGCUGGUCGUAGGAUGUUGCUCGUGCCAUAAUGGCUGGGAUACAAAACAUCGGAAAAGGUAUCCGUUACACACAGCUCAGUGGAUCCUCAUGUUACUCGUCUUCCUGCUCAAUCUGUUGUCCACGGCAGAGGGACUCCUCACCGACUUGUCCUUCCGUUGGAACGAUCUCCCUGGUGUGGCCUACCCCACCCAGCCACACCUCUAUGUGCCACCCCUCUCUGGCCUGGCGUUGGCCUUCGUGGCCAUGCUCUGCUACCACCACAUGGAGGUAUGGCGGCAGUGGCAGAUGGCCUGGAUCCUGCUAGUCAACUGGGGCCUGGCACUGGCCGGCGAGGUGCUUCACCUCCUAAGCCUCCUCAAGAUGGAGCUGGCGUCGAUCGAGGUGCUGAGAUUUGACCUGUCAGUCCUCUUCAUCGCUGCUUACUUUGGACUGGUUUCACUACAAGUCAACAACAUCAGGCUAAAGAUUUCCUGUUCCAAGGGAAAUGUUCACAAGCCUGAAGAGCCUGCUCCACCAAAGACCAUGAGGUUCACUGAAGAGUUCAGCAGCUUCAUCUCCGAGGUGACCUUCUGGUGGCUGAACUGGGUAUUUCGGCUGGGUUACAAACGGCCCCUGGAGAUAGACGACCUCGGCCAACUCCCGGAGGUCCACUCUGCUGGUUACAUCCACAAAGAUUUCAAGGCGGCCUUCCAGAAGGAGCAAGAGCGGGCAAGGUUCAAAGGUCACAAGCCAUCCCUGUGGAGGGUCUACUGGUCUGUGCACGGAUGGAGGAUGGUGUUUGCCUUGGUCUUGAAGCUGUCAGGGGAUAUGUGUGGGUAUGUGGGUCCCGUGGCCCUCAACGGUAUCAUCUUGUGGGUGGGGAGAGUCAAAGAUGGAUCACAGGUGGCCAGCGAACCUCAUUUCAUCACUGUAUCCGAGUUUUUCCAGCACGGUUUAGUGCUGGUGGGAAUCACGUUUAUCGUUGCCUGUAUUCGCACACUGCUAAUGCAGACAUACGAAUAUUGGUGCGCUGUAGUGGGGAUUCACUUUCGCUCUGCUGUCCAGACGAUGGUUUUUGAGAAGUCGCUUCGCAUCUCGACCUUUGUCAUCUCCAGCGGCGAGAUGACCACUGGGCAGAUUGCCAAUCACAUGUCGACAGACGCCGUGAACAUCUUCACCAUGAUGAUUUACAUUUGCUGGAUGGUAACGGUACCCGUACAGGUUUUCGUUACCUUGGCACUGCUGCUCGGUCAGAUUGGCUAUUCUGCCGUUCUUGGCAUGGUUGUGUUUGCAGUCUUUGUUCCCUUACAAGCUGUUAUUGGGAAGUAUAUGGCGAAGCUGGAGGAACAAACACUGAGUUUUGCCGACGUUCGCCUGAAGCUGUCCAGCGAGGUUCUGCAGGGCAUCAAGCUACUCAAGAUGUACGGCUGGGAGGACCUGUUUGGCAGGGAGAUCAAGAAGAUAAGGCAGUGGGAGAUCUGGACGAUAUGCAAGAUGAUGUUGUGCUAUGGGGUUAUAGGUUCACUGACAGAGGCAACACCACUCAUAGCAACAUUAGUGACUUUUAGCACCUUCACGGCCCUGAUGGGCGAGGUCUUGACCCCCGAUGUAGCCUUCUCCUCCCUCUCCUUCUUCAUGCUCCUCCAAGACCCUUUCUUCCUCUUCCCCUUUGCCCUGUUCUCCACUAUCAACGGUGGCAUCAGCACGGGGCGUCUCGCGGCAUUCCUAGCUGCGCCAGAGGUAGACAUGAAGACACUCAGUGCUGUCAAAGUGAAGAGGCAAAUGCACGAGGUGCGGGUGGGAAAUGGAAAUCACAUGCCAAACUGUGACGAUGAUGAUCAGGAAGAUCACAUCGAGGUGCCGCUGUUGAAGACAAAAGUGAAAAGAUGUAAGGAUUCCAGCGGAUCGCUGGUUUCCUCAGUCAGCCAAGAGACCAACAGCUCCUACGGUUCCAUGCUCAUGAAGUCCUCCAGCCUGGACUCACUGAUGGUCCUACCCAGUCACGUUGCAAUCAAGAUUGAAAAUGGCUGCUUUGCCUGGGAUCCAGAUAGAAAUCAGCCGGUACUUCAUGAUCUGAACAUCACUAUUCCAGCAGGAAAGUUGACAAUGGUUGUUGGAACAGUUGGAAGUGGCAAAUCAUCCCUUCUGUCGGCCAUGUUGGAAGAAAUGACACUGCAGAAUGGGGCCAUAGUGAUAAACGGAAGCAGAAACUCCAUUGCCUACGCAGGGCAGAAAGCAUGGCUGUUGAACAUGUCUCUGAAGGAGAACAUCCUAUUUGGCCAACCCUUCAACCACAAAAGGUAUCGUCGGGUCAUCUCUGCCUGUGCCCUGCAACCUGACAUAGACAUGCUGCCGGCCGGCGACCAGACAGAGAUCGGAGAGAAAGGAAUCAACAUGAGUGGUGGACAGAAACAGCGCAUCAGCGUGGCGCGGGCCAUGUACUCCAGAAGAGAUAUUGUGCUACUGGAUGAUCCGCUGUCUGCUCUUGAUGUCCACGUUGGAAGCCACCUGUUCCAGCAUGGUAUUAUGGGUAAUCUACUGAAAAAGAAGAAAACGGUCAUCUUGGUCACCCACCAACUGCAGUAUCUGGCCCACGCUGACAAGAUUCUGUUAAUGAAAGAGGGACGGGUAGCGCAGGAGGGAAUGCUAGAGGACAUCAUGGCGGCUGAGCCAGACCUCUACAACGGCUACCAGAAAGCCGUCAAGGAGAUGACGGACCUGGAGUCUGAGGCAGAGACAGACGGAGAGUCCAGGAAACAGGAGAUGAUGCAGAUCAGGAAGCAGAUCUCGCAUCAAGAGUCGAGCAUCAGAGACGAGGAGGUGGCAGAAACCGGCGAUGAGCGUGGUCGUCUGAUGGUCAAGGAGGAGAUGGAGCGAGGCUCCGUGUCUUGGAGUGUCUACUACUACUAUGCCAAGGCCAUUAGGCUUCCCAUAGCCCUUCUGAUACUGCUGGUAUAUCCCCUCCAAGCCGGCAUCAUCGCAGGGAAUAACUACUGGCUGGCCAACUGGUCUGAGGCGGGACUGAGUCCGGGAAACGCAACAGACUCAGCCUACUACGUCGGGGUCUAUGCAGCGAUAUCGGUAGCCGGUGUUUGUAAUUCCUUCAUCACCACGAUGACCACAGUCAUAGGUUUGCUCAUUGCAGCAAGACACCUGUUCAACCUCAUGCUGAGCAACAUCAUUCACAUGCCCAUGCGAUUUUUUGACACAACACCAAUUGGUCGUAUCAUCAACAGAUUUUCUGCAGACACACAGAUCAUAGAUAUGAAACUUACCAUGUGCUACGAUGCCAUCUUUUUCUACCUGACAUCUAUCCUGGCAGCCUUGAUUAUCAACGCCUACAUCAGUCCCAUCUUCCUUGCCACAAUUCUACCCUUCUGUGUCUUCUACUACCUGGUCCAGAAGGUCUUCGUCACAACCUCCAGAGAGCUGCAGAGACUUGACAGCGUCACCAAAUCACCCAUUUUUGCUUUCUUUUCCGAAACUCUUGGCGGGCUUUCAACAAUUAGAGCAUACCGCAAGCACCAAACCUUUUUUGACGGUAUCAUGGAGCGAGUGGCCACCAACAACACGGCUUACCUGUACCUGCAGGCAAGCAUGAGGUGGCUGGCUGUCAGAUUGGAUUUAGUGGGUGCCUUUGUUGUACUAAUAUCUGGACUAACAACGGUGCUAGGGUCCAUCUAUGGCUCUGUGGACUCCAGCCUUGUGGGUCUGGGAAUAAGCUAUGCUCUCAUGGUGUCGGUGUACCUACAGCAGUUGGUCCGGUAUAUGGCGGAGACUGAGAUGCAGAUGAAUGCUGUUGAGAGGGUGAAGCACUACACGACACUCACAACAGAAUCGUACGAAGGGAUGGAACCGCCAUUUCAUUGGCCAACAAGGGGAGCAGUCUCCAUCGAAAACAUCUCGGUGAGGUAUGGCGAGGAACUGGAUCCCGUUCUCAAGGAUGUGACCGUCCACAUACGGGCAGGGGAGAAGGUUGGAAUUUGUGGCCGGACUGGAAGUGGCAAGUCAUCCCUUACAUUAGCUCUCCUUCGUAUAAUAGACACAUACAGAGGUCGUAUAUUAAUUGAUGAUGUCGACAUAGCCAGUGUGCCACUGACAACGUUGAGACGACGCGUUGCCAUAAUACCUCAAGACCCGGUGCUCUUUGAUGGAACCAUCAGGAUGAAUCUGGAUCCUGAGCACCAACGGACAGAGAAGGAAUUGUGGAAUGCUCUGGAGAUAGCUCAGCUGAAGGAGCUUGUCAUGCAAAUGGAAGACGGUCUAGAUUCUCAGGUUUCAGAAGGCGGAGAGAAUUUCAGCCUCGGGCAACGCCAACUCUUCUGCCUGGCCCGUGCCUUCCUUCGCAACACCCCUGUGUUAAUAAUGGACGAGGCCACAGCGUCCAUGGACGUGGAAACUGAUAGAAUUCUCCAGCAAGUUGUUGCCUCUGCUUUUGCCAACAAAACUGUCUUGACUAUUGCGCACCGUGUGGCAACCAUCUUAAACUCAGACACCAUCUUGACCUUGAGCCAGGGCGAAGUGGUGGAGCAUGACACACCCGACAACCUCCUUACGAAUCCAGACAGCGUCUUUGCCUCUCUGGUGAACUCAGAUCAAUAAGAACUCAGCCGUCAGGCUCUGAAUCAGUCACAGCAAGUCCAGGGGAACGGGGUUGCUGUGGGUGCUGAAGCACCCCUUUACUUUUUAGGAGCGGGAUGCUGGUGAACAAAAGAGCACCCCCAACUUUGAUCACGUCGAGCCACAAACAUGAUCAUGUAUGCCGGAAUUUGUACUAACACACUCGCCUGUGAAACAAUGUUUUCAAAAUGCUCCCAUUUCAACAUGAACCACUCUCCUGGGCUGAAGUUUUCAUCGAAUGUCCCUUAUACGAAACACUUUAAUUUGCGAC
Molecule: messenger RNA, 5121 nt
Organism: Acanthaster planci (crown-of-thorns starfish)
Lineage: Eukaryota; Metazoa; Echinodermata; Asteroidea; Valvatida; Acanthasteridae
Product: ATP-binding cassette sub-family C member 9-like
Biological process (GO): transmembrane transport
Cellular component (GO): membrane
Molecular function (GO): ATP binding; ATP hydrolysis activity; ABC-type transporter activity
Source: RefSeq, a predicted model, not a curated record